Messenger RNA from Candoia aspera, 4885 nucleotides. It is a transcript of the gene CUX2, whose product is annotated as cut like homeobox 2. Gene Ontology annotation, biological process: regulation of transcription by RNA polymerase II. The record is from RefSeq and is a predicted model, not a curated record. Gene Ontology annotation, cellular component: nucleus. Gene Ontology annotation, molecular function: RNA polymerase II transcription regulatory region sequence-specific DNA binding; DNA-binding transcription factor activity, RNA polymerase II-specific. NCBI's taxonomy places the organism in Eukaryota, Metazoa, Chordata, Lepidosauria, Squamata, Candoiidae.
GAACUGAAUUCUGUGGCUUCUGAACUGGCCGCACGACAGGAAGAGAGCGAACAUUCUCACAAGCAUUUAAUUGAACUCAGCCAGGAAUUUAAAAGAAAUGUACCUGAGGAGGUUCGAGAUAUGGUGGCUCCAGUCUUAAAAAGUUUCCAGGCAGAGGUGGUUGCUCUUAGCAAAAGAACCAAGGAAGCCGAGGCAGCGUUCCUGAGUGUUUACAAGCAAUUAAUCAAAGUACCAGAUCCUGUGCCCGCCCUUGAAACAGUGAGGAACCUCGAAGGGCGGCACCAGCCCCUGCAUUGCCUCAUCCCUGAGAACCCCCCGCUGAAGGAGUUGAACAGGCCCUGGAAGAAGGAGCUGCUCUUCCCCAAAGAGCAAAGAGAAGGAAGCCUUCCAGCUGGACUUGCUGUCUCGGAGGCCAAGCUUGCUGGCCUCAACAGCAAAGCAUUGCUGACUGAGUCAUUGCUGCAGAGAAAUGAGGUUGAGAAGCAAAAGGGCCUUCAAGAAGCCCAGUUCACUCUGGCCAGUCGGCUGGGGGAAGCAGAAGAGAAGAUCAAAGUCCUCCAUUCAGCACUAAAGGCUACCCAGACGGAGCUGGUUGACCUGCGGUGUAAAUAUGAUGAAGAGGCAGCUUCCAAGACAGAUGAAGUGGCCAUGAUUAUGACAAAUCUUGAAAAAGCCAACCAGAGAGCCGAGACUGCCCAGAGGGAGGUGGAGAGCCUGCGGGAACAGCUUGCCUCCGUAAACAGCUCCCUUCGCUUGGCUUGCUGUUCUCCCCAAGGACCGAGUGGGGAUAAAGUGAGUUACUCUUUGUGUCCGGGGCCACGGCUAGAGGCAGCCCUUGCUGCCAAGGAUCGGGAAAUUCUUCGACUUCUCAAGGAAAUUCAACAUUUGCAAAACUCCAUGCAAGAAAUGGAAGAUUCUUCAGCCAAUCAGAUUGCAGACCUAGAACAGCAGUUGGCAGCCAAAAGCGAGGCCAUCGACAAAUUGGAAGAAAAACUUCGUGCCCAGUCAGAUUAUGAGGAAAUCAAGACAGAACUGAGCAUUCUGAAAGCAAUGAAGCUGGCGUCCUCUGACUGCAACCUGUCCCAGAGUAUCUCAAAACCCACCGACGCGCUGUUCCUGGGGAAGGAUUCCUUCUACCCAUCUCGGAAGUAUCUCCUGGAGAAACCAAACCUCACCCCCAAUACUGAGGAGGACCCCUCGGAGGACGAGUCGGUGAAGGACGCCUUGGGCCCCGAGCAGCCCUGCCCGUCUCCCCAGCAGCUCUCGCACCCGCCCAGGGAAGACUCCGCCUCCCCCCCGCUCCUCCAGCCCCUGUUGGGCCCCACCGUGGCUCAGGAGUACCAAGGGUCUUUUCCGUUGCCUCUUCCGGGCCAGGGUGCCAGCAAACAGCGCGCCUGAGACUCCCUUCUCUCCACACAGAUGGGCCCCCCCGCGUACAAAAGCGAGAGCAAUGGCCUGGGGGGCUUCCCCUCGGCCUUCUACACUGCCAAGGGACUGGUGCUCCCCGGGAACCCGGUCCCGGCCAACGACGGGAGCCCGCCGAGCGACCAGUCCGAAGGCAGCAACCCGGGCUCUGCCGACGAGGAGCAGCUGGAUACGGCCGAGAUCGCUUUCCAGGUGAAGGAGCAGCUGCUGAAGCACAACAUUGGCCAGCGCGUCUUCGGACACUACGUCCUGGGCCUCUCGCAGGGCUCGGUCAGUGAGAUCCUGGCCAGGCCAAAGCCUUGGCGCAAGUUGACGGUCAAAGGGAAGGAGCCCUUCAUCAAGAUGAAGCAGUUCCUCUCGGACGAGCAGAACGUGUUAGCUCUGAGAACGAUUCAGGUGCGCCAGAGAGGAAGCAUUACGCCAAGGAUCAGGACCCCAGAAACUGGUUCAGACGAUGCCAUCAAGAGUAUCUUGGAGCAGGCCAAGAAAGAGAUUGAGUCACAGAAAGGAGGGGAGACAAAGAGCACCGCUGCACCCCAGACGGCCGCCAACGGCAUCAGCACCAGCAGCUCAGAAGACGCCAUCAAGAACAUCCUGGAGCAGGCCCGCCGCGAGAUGCAGGCUCAACAGCAGGCCUUGCUUGAGAUCGAAUCAGGCGCCACCAGCCGGCCCAUCUCCACCCCCCCUGCAGAAUCCUCCCCUCUGUCAGCCGUCAGUCAGAACAUUGUCCGGGCUUACAUCAAGCAGGAAGAAGGGGGCGGGGUGGGCCCCAACGCCAGCAGCAGCAUGACCCAGACACCCCUGACGGUGCUCUCCCCUGCUGCGUUUGUGCAAAGCAUCAUCCGCAAGGUCAAGUCUGAGAUCGGGGACGCUGGCUCCUACUUUGACCAGCACUGGGCAUCCGAGAGGAGCCUCCUAAGCCGCCCUUUCACCUCGGUGUCGCCCUCCCUCUCUUCCUCGUCCAGCUACUCCAGCAUGGCCAAUGGACGAGUGUGGCCACGGGGUGAACCCGGUGACUCUGGUCCAAAUGAGGAAGACUUGCCAACCUCAGAGGAUGAACCCCAUAGGGUGCUAGAAGUAAAAUCAGAAGUGGUUGGUUCAGAAGCCCAAGGAGCUGGGCGCUUGUCUUACUACCCGUCUUAUGUGCCAAGAACUCUCAAGCCCACCGUCCCCCCCUUGACACCAGAGCAGUACGAGAUGUACAUGUACAAGGAAGUGGACACCUUGGAACUCACACGGCAAGUCAAGGAGAAGUUGGCCAAGAACGGAAUCUGCCAACGCAUCUUUGGGGAGAAGGUGCUGGGGUUGUCGCAAGGCAGCGUGAGCGACAUGUUGUCCAGGCCCAAGCCGUGGAGCAAGCUGACCCAGAAGGGACGGGAACCGUUUAUCCGGAUGCAGCUUUGGCUCACGGAUCAGCUGGGCCAAGGGAUCAGCCAGCAGGGCUCCCUGCCUCAGGCCAGCCCUGGAGAGUCUCAGUCUUCCCCUUCCCCACCAGCCAGCCCUUCCGAGCAAGAGAAGAGUCCUCCGGAGCCCCUGAGUCUCGCCCUGGAGAGCAGCAAAGAAAACCAGCAGCCGGAAGGCAAACCUGGCGCCUUGCUCAGUGGCAAAAUGUGCCCAAACAACCACACCUCUGUUGGCAUUCAGGAGAUUGUGGCCAUGUCCCCCGAGCUGGACACUUACUGCAUCACUAAGAAGGUCAAGGAGGUCUUGACGGACAACAACCUUGGUCAGCGGCUUUUCGGAGAGAGCAUCCUCGGCCUGACACAGGGAUCCGUCUCGGAUCUCCUUUCAAGGCCCAAACCUUGGCACAAGCUGAGUCUUAAAGGAAGGGAACCGUUUGUCCGCAUGCAGCUCUGGCUGAAUGACCCUCACAACGUUGACAAGCUCCGGGACAUGAAAAAAUUGGAGAAGAAAGCGUAUUUGAAGCGCCGCUAUGGCCUGAUCAGUGCCGGCUCGGACAGCGAGUCCCCCAACCCGCAGUCAGAGUGCCCCAGCCCCAGCCUGCAGUUGCAAGACCUCAGCCUCCUGCAGAUCAAGAAGCCAAGGGUGGUCUUAGCUCCAGAGGAAAAGGAGACCCUGAAGAGAGCCUAUCAGCUGGAACCCUACCCCUCCCAGCAGACGAUCGAGCUGCUCUCCUUCCAGCUGAACCUCAAGACCAACACGGUGAUUAACUGGUUCCACAAUUACAGGUCUCGGAUGCGCCGAGAGAUGCUGGUGGAAGGAGCGCAGGAUGACACAGAUCCUGAGCAGAGCAUGGCCCCCACUGGCCAUUUGCUCACAGCUGCCCAGCCUCAGAGCCCCGACUCAGAGGGGGAGGACCAUAAACCCACAUUCAGAGAUGUUGAGUGCCAAGGAGAAUGUAAAGCCCUGGUCGAGAUCAAGGAGGAGCAAGUGGAAGCCGGCGAGAAGGAUGACGGCACGAGCAGCAGGGACUCUCGCAGUCCGGAGGGGGAGGGGGAGCCCACGUCCAGAUCCAGUCCCAGAGAAGAGCUGGGGGAGCCCGGUUGCGUGAGCCCCCACGAAGCCCCCAGCCUCACGUGGGGCAGCACCCUACGCAGCAAGACACACCUCCCUGGGGGCCACGAUUAUUCCAGUUUCCAUAACCCCAUGGAGGUGGACAGCCACGAGAGGUCUCACUCGGACCCCCUUAGCUUUAAAUCCGCCUCCGAGUCGUCCCACUGCAGCUUAGAGGUUUCUCUGACCUCUCCAUCUGCCGCCUCCUCGCCGGGCCUCCUGAUGUCCAUCUCACCUGUCCCGUCCUCCUCGGCCCCCAUCUCCCCCUUGCCAGUGAGCAUCGUGGCGACCAAAGGGCAGAGUUCUGGUCCAGCCACAGAGACGGGCCCCAUCACGAAACUGACCACCAACGUCCAGCGGCGGAAUGAGAAGAUGGCCAACCUCAACAGCAUUAUUCAUCGGCUGGAGAGAGCCGCCAACCGCGAAGAGACUCUGGAGUGGGAGUUUUGAAGGGCCAAAUGGAAGGAAAAAAUCAAAACCGAACCCCCAAAUUAUGUCGUCCAGGUUCUAAACUCCGUGGAACAUGUUGACGACGCAGGGAGUCCUAGCAGAGUGUAUAGAGAAAAUAGAUCUAUCUAUAUAUAUAUAUGAACACACAUACACACAUAUUUUAUUAAUUUCAUCAAGUCCUAAGGAAGAGACAAAAAUAAAUCAGCUCCAUUUUGUUGAACUAGAGGGAUGCUACCCGGUAGCUGCUCUUCCUUAGCUCCUGAAGGUAACAUCAGACUGACUUUUGGGGUUUUAAAUGUGAGAACAGACACACAGGAACAAUCUGAGAACACUUUUGGAAGGAAAAAAAAUAUUAAAAUAAUAUUUAUAGACCUCUUUUAGAUAUUUUAAUAAAAGGAAACUUUGGAAUUUAUUAACAGCUCAAGCUGCUUUGAUAUUAAAAGAUAGCUAUAAACUGUAUCAGUUGUAUCAUUAAAUGCCCACUGAAAGUCUUGUA